AAAAGACCAAAGAAGAAGAAGAAGCAGCAGUAGAGGAAGAAGCAGAAGAAGAGCGCGGAACAACAGAAAACAGUCGAAACGGUCGAAACGUUCGGUGGUCAACAUGGGAUCUGUGGAUCCGAGGAUGGAGGCCUUUAUACAAGGCAUGGUAAAUGACUGGUGCGCUGACUGGUACACAACGGUUGCCAUCAACGCUUUCAGAGGCGCGGACUACGAGAAAUUUUAUAAAUUUCGGGAUGUAAUUAAAGGUUUAGUUGCACUGCCAGUGGCAAACAGGGAAAAGUUCAAGAGACGGAUACGUGUGAUUCAGUUCCUGUCCCGGAUCCAUGACUGCAACAAACCGGGUGACAUGAGAGGGGGAAUACCAGCAGCUUUCGAUUUAAUCUUUGAGUACGAGGGAGACUGCUCACCGCUGGAGUCUGCUUUGCGGCUGGUCCUCUCCAUCGAACAGGAGAUCUUUGUUCCAUGGCAUGUUGCGGAGGAUACUAAGAAGUCUCUCUUAGAGGCGCUGGUGGCGACCUUGAGGAAGCAGCAUAGGAAACCGGAGGAACUUAUUCAAAAAUGGGAUUGCCCAAAAAACUUACAGAAAAAAAGACUUCUGGAGUUGCUGUCUAAGUAUGGGAUAGACCCUGCCUACGAGCAAUUUAGCUACGAGGCGUUCAAAAAAUCAAUGAUGGAAUUUUCCGAAAACAUCUUCACCAUGCCACAGCCUUUCUUGCGCUUGAUUGCAAAGGAGGAAAUCUCCAGCAAGUAUUUGUAUGAAGCCGGAAUGGGCAACUGUCAGCCAGCUUCGCGGGACGGAGAAGCCGGACCCUCGGCUAGGCUCACAACGCCUGUUGUAAUGUGAGUGUGUGUAUGAGGGAGCGCGAGCGUUCAUCUAGGAGUGAGUGAGUGCAUGCGUGUGUGUCUGCACAUGUGUGUGUGAGUGUAUGAGUGCGUGUGUGUC
Anguilla rostrata (American eel) is the source of this 946-nucleotide messenger RNA. RefSeq names its product telomeric repeat-binding factor 2-like. Gene Ontology annotation, cellular component: nucleus; chromosome, telomeric region; shelterin complex. Gene Ontology annotation, biological process: telomeric loop formation; regulation of telomere maintenance via telomerase; negative regulation of telomeric D-loop disassembly. The record is from RefSeq and is a predicted model, not a curated record. Lineage: Eukaryota; Metazoa; Chordata; Actinopteri; Anguilliformes; Anguillidae. The coding region runs from base 104 to 847 and encodes 247 amino acids. Gene Ontology annotation, molecular function: double-stranded telomeric DNA binding; telomerase activity; G-rich strand telomeric DNA binding. The transcript is spliced from 7 exons.